UAUAAAAAGUUACCAAUUACGUAGUUGCAAACACUUCCUACGUCGCAACUACCAUUUUAUGAAUCUGGUCCGCGUUUUAACCAGUAAAUAAAAUAUGCGGAUGUCUGGCUUUCUAAUCCAUAUAUACUAGAUAAUUGGACUUUCUACUGCCAAUUCAUUUCCUGGGAGGAUACAUCAGCAUGACAACACAGCCUACCGCCUCUUAUCGAUCCACCUAAUUUCCUACCAUCGAGCCAUCGACGCCAUGGCGAGCAAAUCUCGCUGGGCGGACACCGAAGAAGACGCAGCGUACGAAGCCAAAAUCAGGCGUGAGAAGGAAGAAAAGAAGCGUCUAAAAGCGGAGAAAGCACGGAAGGCAGAAGAAGCACAACGCGCUCAAGCCGAAGCCGAAGCAGCCAAGCUACGAGCCGCGCAAGAGCAACAACAGAACCAAGACGACAGACCGCCCGCGAAACGACGGAAACUAACGCCCGAGGGAGAAGGUCAGGAAAGCGGCGGGGCAAAAGAAGAAAACAACAACAAUAAUAAUGCAAAACUCCUACGUUUCGAGGCCGGCACCUGGGGCAAGUCGCGCAGCGUCGAGAACUACGAUAAGCUAAACGACAUCGAGGAGGGGGCGUACGGCUGGGUGGCACGGGCGAAGGAGAUCAAGACGGGGAAAGUAGUCGCGCUCAAGCGGCUCAAGAUCGACCCCAACGACGCCGCGGGCCUGCCCGAGACGGGGCUCCGCGAGAUCCAGAUCCUGAAAGACUGCUCGCACCGGAACAUCGUCGAGCUGCGCGAGGUCGUCGUCGGCGACGACACCUCGCGCAUCGAGAACGUCUUCCUCGUCCUCGAGUUCCUCGAGCACGACCUGAUGUCCGUGCUCGGGGACAUGCCGGAGCCCUUCCUCGCGUCGGAGGUCAAGACGCUGCUGCUCCAGCUCGCCGGCGGCGUCGCCUACCUGCACGACCACUGGAUCCUGCACCGGGACCUGAAGACGUCGAACCUGCUGCUCAACAACCGCGGCCAGCUCAAGAUCGCCGACUUCGGCAUGGCGCGCUACGUCGGGGACCCCCCGCCGCCCAAGCUCACGCAGCUCGUCGUCACCCUGUGGUACCGCGCGCCCGAGCUGCUCCUCGGCACCAAGACCUACGGCGCCGCCGUCGACAUGUGGAGCGUCGGCUGCAUCUUCGGCGAGCUGCUCACGCGCGAGCCCCUGCUGCAGGGCAAGACCGAGGCCGACGAGCUGACCAAGAUCUUCGAGCUCUGCGGCAUCCCCUCCGACGACUCGUGGCCCGGCUUCCGGCGCCUGCCCAACGCCCGGCACCUGCGUCUGCCCAAGGCGUCCGCCGCGCACGCGGGGUCCGUCGUGCGCGCGCGCUUCCCGCUGCUGACGACGGCCGGCUGCGAUCUGCUGAGCGGGCUGCUGUCGCUCGACCCGGACCGGCGGCCCACGGCCCGCGAGAUGCUGCAGCACGAGUACUUCCGCCAGGACCCCAAGCCCAAGCACGAGGCCAUGUUCCCGACGUUCCCCAGCAAGGCGGGCCAGGAGCGGCGGAGGAGGCGGUCGACGCCGAACGCGCCGGGCAGGGGUCAGAAGGCGGCCGAACUGGGUGCCGUGGACUUCAGUGGGAUAUUCGCGGCGAGGGAGAAAGAGGAACGAGGCGGCGGGUUUGCGUUGAGGAUGGUUUGAUGGGUCAUUUGUCAUUUACCAAAUCUACGAGAAGAUACGAACUUGGAUGAAUGCAAAAAAACCGAGAAUCCAAAACCACAUUAGGCAUUACAUUUAUAUGAUA
Molecule: messenger RNA, 1778 nt
Organism: Annulohypoxylon truncatum
Lineage: Eukaryota; Fungi; Ascomycota; Sordariomycetes; Xylariales; Hypoxylaceae
Product: kinase-like protein
Exons: 1
Coding region: 245-1675 (476 amino acids)
Biological process (GO): protein phosphorylation; regulation of mitotic cell cycle
Cellular component (GO): nucleus
Molecular function (GO): cyclin-dependent protein serine/threonine kinase activity; ATP binding
Source: RefSeq, a predicted model, not a curated record